Messenger RNA from Mytilus trossulus (common blue mussel), 354 nucleotides. Its product is annotated as metalloproteinase inhibitor 1-like. The transcript has 3 exons. Gene Ontology annotation, molecular function: metalloendopeptidase inhibitor activity; protein binding. Bases 22 to 354 code for a protein of 110 amino acids. Lineage: Eukaryota; Metazoa; Mollusca; Bivalvia; Mytilida; Mytilidae. The record is from RefSeq and is a predicted model, not a curated record.
UACACAAUAGCUGGUUUAAAAAUGUUUAACAAAAUGUCUUGCAAAGCUACAUGUAUCUUACUGAUUAUCCUAUGGUUUACAUAUAUUACAUAUGGAUGUUUUUGUGUUACUAAACAUCCACAAAGUAUAUUUUGUGAAGAAAAUGUUGUAGUGUUUGUUGGGAAAGUAACAAAAGAAGAACUUCCAAAGACAACACAAAACAGAUAUAUUAGAUAUUACUUCAAGCUGGUUACUUCAUUAAAGGGAAUUCGUGAAUCAGUUGGAUCAACAAUCAUUGCACAGACACCUUCUGGAACAAGUUGUGAUAUGAGAUUGACCGUAGGCGAAAAGAUAUUAUUGUCAGGUACAAAAUAG